Molecule: messenger RNA, 822 nt
Organism: Gracilinanus agilis (Agile Gracile Mouse Opossum)
Lineage: Eukaryota; Metazoa; Chordata; Mammalia; Didelphimorphia; Didelphidae
Product: UDP-glucuronosyltransferase 1A1-like
Exons: 1
Coding region: 1-822 (273 amino acids)
Molecular function (GO): UDP-glycosyltransferase activity
Source: RefSeq, a predicted model, not a curated record
AUGCGCGGGAUCCUCCGGGAGCUGCAUGCCAGAGGGCACGAAAUUGUAGUAAUUGCUCCCGAAGUGACUGCUCUCAUCCAAGAAGCCACAUUUUACAAGCUCAUUCGGUAUCCGGUGCCCUACCAGAAGGAGGAUAUGGAGGCCAGCUUCCAAUGGAUUAGAAACCAUGUCUUCGAGAAGUUAACAUUCUGGGAGUACCUUUCUAGCACAAUAGAGAAGAUGAAAAAUAGCUCCGAUUUGCUUUUUACUGCCUGUUCCCACUUGGUCUAUAAUAAGGAGUUGAUGACCCAUCUUGAAGAAAUGUCCUUUGAUGCUGUCUUCACUAGUCCGUUCCUCCUCUGUGGGCCAAUCGUUGCCAGGUACCUCUCUCUUCCUGCUGCCUACAUUGUGCACGGGAUGCCGUGUAGUCUUGAUUCGGCCGGCACUAAGUGCCCCAACCCCUCCUCGUAUAUUCCUCGCAGCUUCUCUGGUAACACAGACCGGAUGACUUUGGGGCAGCGCGUGAAGAACAUGUUGCUCACGAUGGCAGAGCUCUUUCUGUGCGAUUUCGUCUAUUCUCCAUAUGAGCGUCUUGCUUCUGAGCUCCUUAACAGACAGGUGACCACUAUGGACCUUCUGAGCUAUGGAUCCGUUUGGCUGCUGAAAAGCGACUGGGUGAAAGAGUAUGCCAGACCCGUCAUGCCAAACAUGGUUUUCAUCGGGGGCGUAAACUGUGUUUCUAGAAAGCCAUUGUCUCAGGUAGGUGGUGGAUCCAAACGGUCUCCCUUUCUUUCGCACCUCUCCGUCCAUCAGGUGCAUGCUCGGUGCUUCGCUAGCCACUGA